AUGUCCAAGACCACCCCGAAAUACCUCCUCCUCUCCCUCCCGACCUCCGUCGUCCCAUCACACCACGCCGACGACGCCCUUGAAGCAAUUUCCACCACAGUGUCCGCGGAAAAUGGCAGCGCAGCCCCGUUCUCAAUCCCCGAAUUCAAAAUCGGUACCCUCGACGCCCUCGUCCAGCAGGCGGAUGAACUGGCUAAGCUUGAGAGCCAGUGCCAGGGUGUUGUUGCUAAGGUUGCGGAUGCGUUGAGGAAUAUUCUCGAUGGUGAUGAGGCGCAGAUCGAGAGGAUGAUGGUUGUUAAUGACAAACCGGUUGACCAGUAUCUUCGAACAUUCCAGUGGAAUAAGGUUAAGUAUCGCGCGGAUAAGUCGCUUGCGGAGUUGAUUGAUCUUUUGCACAAGGAGGGCGCCAGUAUCGACAAUGACAUCCGCUUCAAAUACUCGCAAUAUAACCAGGUCAAGAACACGCUGGCAACCCUGCAGCGCAAACAAACAGGAAACCUCUCCACAAAAUCGCUCGCCUCAAUCGUCGACCCCCGCACCGUCGUCCAAGACUCAGAGUACAUCGAAACGCACCUUAUCGCGGUUCCAAACUCCCAAGAGAAAGAAUUUCUAAAGAACUACGAGACUGUCGCACCAAUGGUCGUCCCGCGCUCUGCGUCUCUAGUCGCCUCGGACAACGAAUUCACCUUGUACGCCGUGACGACGUUCAAGAAGCACAGCGUCGAAUUCGUGCACAAGGCCCGUGAGAAUAAGUGGAUCCCGCGUGACUUCAAGUACGUGGAGGGCGGCAAGGAAGAGGAACGGAAAGAGGUUGAGCGUGUUGGUGGUGAUGAGCGCAAGGUUUGGGGCGAGACGCUUCGUCUUGGUAGGACGGCUUGGAGUGAGGCUGUUAUGGUUUGGAUUCAUGUGCUUGUUCUCCGGGUCUUUGUUGAGACAGUCCUGAGAUAUGGAUUGCCUUUGGACUUUGUUUCUGCAUUGGUUAGGACCCCCUCUUCCAAGCAAGCGGAUAAAGCAAAGAAGAACCUCGACGAUAAGUACUCCUACCUCGCCGGCAAUGCCUUCGGCCGCGACAAGAAGGGCCGCGUGCAACGGGAUGAUCCGCAAGACAUGCACGGGGCAGGCGAGGGCAGUGCAGAGUACACGCCGUAUGUGUUCUACGAAUUUGAAUUCAAUUGA
Molecule: messenger RNA, 1176 nt
Organism: Penicillium waksmanii
Lineage: Eukaryota; Fungi; Ascomycota; Eurotiomycetes; Eurotiales; Aspergillaceae
Product: H(+)-transporting V1 sector ATPase subunit C
Exons: 5
Coding region: 1-1176 (391 amino acids)
Biological process (GO): proton transmembrane transport
Cellular component (GO): vacuolar proton-transporting V-type ATPase, V1 domain
Molecular function (GO): proton-transporting ATPase activity, rotational mechanism
Source: RefSeq, a predicted model, not a curated record